Messenger RNA from Cyclospora cayetanensis, 906 nucleotides. RefSeq lists its product as uncharacterized. NCBI's taxonomy places the organism in Eukaryota, Apicomplexa, Conoidasida, Eucoccidiorida, Eimeriidae. The record is from RefSeq and is a predicted model, not a curated record. Bases 1 to 906 code for a protein of 301 amino acids. The transcript has 6 exons. Gene Ontology annotation, biological process: mitochondrial electron transport, ubiquinol to cytochrome c.
AUGGCGGCAUUUCACAGAGAAGUGGCGAAGUACUUCGCCAAAUACGCCGCCUCGACUCCAGGCAGCACCAGCACGAGCCUCAUGGCAUUUACUCCGGCAGCACCGGCUCCUUCUCGCUUUAGGACCGCCUUGGGAGAAGUUUUCUCUCCCAUUUGGUUUAGAUUCUUCAGAGGACCGCUCGACAGGUGGAACCAGGCCGCCAUCGGCAAGUACUUACGAGAACAAGGGCUCAUGUACGACGACUUGUACUCUGACAAGGAACCCGUGAUUGAGAGGGCUUUGGAGCUCUUACCCGAAGAUAUUGCCACUGCAAGGUACAGGAGAAUCAUGCGAGCCACUCAUCUGAACCAUAUCCGGCUGUACCUCCCACCGCACGAACAGAACUAUGAUCCCUUCAUUCCCUACUUAGCGCCGUAUGUCGAGGAAGCCAAGUUUCAGCUGCAGGAAGAAGAAGAGCUCCUUGGUUACCAUAUGUGGGAUAGACGGCUCUACUCCGGCGGCUGCACUGGCUUCGGCGACUUUGAGCCAGGGAUGCACUUUUUGGUGUCGUUUCCAAACAUGUACGGCGGGGGCAGCGGGCCUCACAACAAGGCACACCUUUCUUCUCUAGCGAGAAAUCAACCACUUAAAGGUUUAAUGGCGUGCCUGCCUUCUUUCCACGCAUGCGAUUCUUCGCCGCCGGCCACUGCAAUGAGAUUCCCUCCUGCAGCUAGCAUUUUUUCCAAAGGUCGUUCUUCUCCCCGCUUUGAGGAGAGACGAAGAAGACAGAGUGGGCCCGCCCAGCCGGCCCGAGCUGCGUCAGGAGGAUGCAAGUCCGAGGUUUUUGCACACGGGGCAGUACUCUGGUGUGUAUUCACUCAGCAGCUAAUACCCUGUCUACACGAUCCAACACCAACGCGUUCUUAA